AUGACUCAGAGCAACUUUCUUGCUGUCUUGUUCACCGUUCUUUUUCUUCCGAUCGCAGCGGUCCCAGCAAGAACCCUAGACAAUGGCAAGGAAUAUGACAACGGCAACAAAGGCGACAAGCUGCAUGAGCACUUCUACAGCGAGAGCUGCCCGCUUGUAGAGGCAAUCGUGAGACACAUGAUAUGGAUCAGAGUUGCAGCCGACCCAACCUUAGCAGCUAAGCUCCUGAGGCUUCAAUACCACGACUGUUUCGUCAGGGGUUGUGACGCAUCGGUCCUGUUGGAUUCUAUUGGUGGCGAGACUGUGGAGAAAGAUGAACUCCAGAACCUUUCUCUUGGGGGAUAUGAUGUCAUUGAUGAGGUAAAGUUGGUGCUCGAAUUGUUAUGUCCCGGGACGGUCUCGUGCGCCGAUAUCUUAGCUCUGGCAGCUCGAGAUGCAGUUUCUUAUCAGUUUGGAAAGCCGAUGUGGGAUGUAUUUACUGGAAGGAGAGAUGGGAGAGUGUCAUUGGCUUCUGAAGCUUCGAGCAAAAUUCCAUCAGGAUAUUCGAACUUCACCACGCUCCAGAAACAGUUCUCGGACAAUGGACUCGAUGUGUUGGACCUUGUUGCAUUAUCAGGUGCACACACCAUCGGAAUGGCACACUGCGUGGUGGCCAAGAAAAGGUUCUUCAACUUCACCGGGAUUGGCGACACGGACCCUUCGUUGGACCCAGCUUAUGCAAGACAAGUAUUGGAUAAAUGCACCCACUCUCCCAACGAUCAGGAAACAACAGUCGAGAUGGACCCUGGUAGCUCUCUCUCUUUCGACAGCCACUACUAUGUCACUCUAGGCCAAAACCGAGGCCUUUUCCAGUCGGAUGCAGUGUUGCUCACCGACUCCACGUCGGCUUCUUACGUGAAGGCUUUUGAGGACUUCGACAAAUUCAUGGAUCAAUUUGGUGUCUCUAUGAAGAAGAUGGGGAAUAUAGGAGUUCUUACCCAAAAUGAGGGAGAAGUCAGGAAGAAUUGCCGAGUGGUCAAUACGGAUGGCAGGGGAUCUGUAAACGAGCAUUUCAUCGUUCCCACUCUGAUAGGUGAUUAACUAAUUUUACCCAUUGAGUCAUGGGAAGGGUUUGCCAAUUUGAGUUCAAACCUGUAGGGUUUGGAAAGAACUUAGAAUUUCACUUCAAAACUCAUCCCAAAAACUCGUUAAGGUGAAUUUUUUUUUUUGGGGGGCCAGUUCACUAUAGUGCAGAAAUGCCCAAUGCUCUUAAGAUUUCCCACGUCUAACGAACCAAAUUCAUUCAAAUCCUACCCAAAUACUAUGAGUUAAAUUGUAUAUCAUUCAUUAUACUAGGCCAUGUGCCUUCCUUAAAACCGAAAAAACAAAUUGUAUGCCCUUUGCUAGCAUAUAUAGUGGAAAUUUAUAGCUGCGUAUAAAUUUAGAGCUCUGUUCUUAUUUUCUGGUUUGAAAUUUGUGUAGUUUCCAUAUGCCAACGAAUGUACAGCUGGAACAGUUGA
This is a messenger RNA of Punica granatum (pomegranate), 1499 nucleotides long. The record is from RefSeq and is a predicted model, not a curated record. NCBI's taxonomy places the organism in Eukaryota, Viridiplantae, Streptophyta, Magnoliopsida, Myrtales, Lythraceae.